This is a messenger RNA of Canis lupus familiaris (dog), 1879 nucleotides long. RefSeq names its product serine protease 48 (gene PRSS48). Gene Ontology annotation, biological process: proteolysis. Lineage: Eukaryota; Metazoa; Chordata; Mammalia; Carnivora; Canidae. The record is from RefSeq and is a predicted model, not a curated record. Gene Ontology annotation, molecular function: serine-type endopeptidase activity.
UCCUCUUUUCCAUUUCUUGCUUUUGAAGAAUCCUGUUCAUCUUCUACUUCCUUGCUAGAGAAAGGGCCCUGUUCUUUCCAAUCCCCUCUAACCUUCCCUGUGCAGACAGCUACUGCAUAAUCCCCCCUCCCAUCCUCUAAUCCCCAAGCAGGAACCCCAGACAUCCUGUUUUCCCUGAACAGUAGGGGGAGCCUCAGGCUCCAGCUCCUCCCCCUGGGUCCUGCCACUGCAUUUCUGAAGUCUGGCCCCUUCAGUGCCUGGCCCUGUGGUGAAAAACCAAAGGAGAGGAGGGGGUGAACCAGAGGAAUCCAUCCAGGAGGAGAAGCUGGUCCUGUCGCCCUUCUCUGACUGCUCCCCAGCCGGCCUCUCCUUAGAAGCCUGAGUUCAGGAAACAAGAAAUACUGAUUCUGAGGACCAAGACAUGGGCCCUGCAGGCAGUGCCUUCCUACUGUCUCUUCUACUGGGGUCUUGCCCAAGCUCUUCUCCCAGAAACAAACAUCUGCAAUCAGUGUGUGGAAGACCUGUAUACUCAGGCCGUGUGGUAGGUGGCCAGGAUGCUGUUGCAGGGCGCUGGCCUUGGCAAGUCAGCCUGCACUUUGGCCAGACCCAGGUCUGUGGAGGGUCUCUCAUCAGUGACAGGUGGAUACUGACAGCAGCACACUGCUUAAAAGGGAGCUGGAUUCCUUUUUUAUAUACUGUACGGCUGGGAUCGAUUAAGAAUGACCAAUCAAGUCAAAGUGUGAAUCAUCGUGUGUUCAAAAUUAUCACCCAUCCCCAAAUUCAACACACAUCUGCAGACAUUGCCUUGCUGAAACUGGUCUCUAGAGUCACCUUUACUUCCUUCAUCCUGCCCAUCUGCCUGCCCAGUAUCACAAAGCAGUUGAAAAUUCCAGCCUCUUGCUGGGUGACUGGAUGGGGAACUGUUAAGGAAAGUGAAGAUAGUGAUUACCCCUCCAUCCUCCAGGAAGCAGAAAUACCCAUCUUUAACCACCAGGCCUGUGAAAAACUCUACAACCCAAUUGGUCCCGCACUGCCAGAAUUAGAGUCAGUCAUCCAAGACGACGAGAUAUGUGCUGGUGAUAUACUCAAUAAGAAGGACAGCUGCAAGGGUGAUUCUGGAGGACCUUUGUCAUGUCAUAUUAAUGGUGUAUGGAUCCAGAUAGGACUGGUAAGCUGGGGAAUAGGCUGUGCUGAAAGUCUCCCUGGAGUCUACACCAGUGUGAUCUACUAUCAAAAAUGGAUUAAGACCACUAUCUCAAGAGCUGAGGUUUUGGGUACCAAAAAUCUGGACUUAACUGAAUUCCUGUACCUUACUGUUCUGCUCUCUCUGGCUGUCCUGGGACCCUUCUGUGCCUUUGGGCCUAACAUUUUAAGGAGAAUAGAUAGUAUAGCUAAAGCCACUGGCCAAGUUCAGGGUUAGGGUGGGAAUACAUAGAGAUUAAGCCCCAAGAGCAGAGAAUGCACAGGAGAGUCACUGGGAACUCUGGAUUACUUUAUUAAUUAGAAAUGAUUUUGUUUUUGAGGUUCUUUAUUCUGAAAGUAUGUUUUAGUGGUUCAAAUGUGAAUAGCUGAGAAAUAAGGCUGCUGCCUCUGUGCAUAGCAUUUUUUGUCCCUAACUAUGAAUCUUGCAAGGCAAGAAAGGUACCUUCUAUGAAUAAGUAUGUAUGAACACAAUAAAAUGGCUACUGGAGAAGCAGUAGAAAUAGAAGAAAAGAAGAAAAGAAAUAUCUGUGAAGGCAAAGGGAAAGUCCUCAAGGAAAUAUAUUAAGAGUUUACUCAUAGGGCCCAUGGUUUGCAUUAUGGGCUUCUUACCUGGUCUAUAUAUUCCUACACUGCCUCAUAGCAAGGAGUCAAAUAAAAAAUGCAUAUAUAUAAUUCA